AUGAUUCAAGAUCAAUCUGUAUCUCCUGGGUAUUGUUUACUUCAACCUCUGAGAAAUGAUGUACCUCUUCCUGCUAAUGGUUAUUCUAAUCAAUACUUCUUCAAAGACAGAACAGGAAAAUUAUUUUUAAAGAAUUCCGUAGUGUAUAUUAUUAAUAGAGACAGUGAAAUACAUGGGCCAGCAGGUACACAUCAAGGACAACCAGGCUUCAAAGAUAUAGAUAAAGUGUUUGCUCUACAAUGUACAACAUGGCCGCAACAAGCUAGACAAUGGUUGGAUCAAAAAGAUGAAGGUCAAUGGCCAUCUGCUGAAAUGAAACAAUAUUGCAGCAGAACUGGAUGCUUUGUUGUUUGCGUUGGAUGUAGAGGCAGUAAAUAUGAGCAACUUGAAUGGAGAAUAUCAACAUCUUUAGCAGAAAGGUGUUUAAUGUUCAACCUGAAUAUUACACAGAUUCACUGUUAUGUCUUAAUGAAAGUGAUUUUAAAAGCAUAUAUUACUCCAUUCUUUCAAGAUGUGAUAUCAAGUUACAUGUGUAAAACUGUAGUCUUCCACUGUAUUGCUAAAACACAUUCUACUAUCUGGAGAAAAAACAACUUACUUUCUUGUCUAACACAUUGUUUAUAUCUUCUGUACACCAAUAUAAUUAAUGAAAAUUGUCCACAUUUUAUCAUACCUGGGAACAAUUUAAUGAGGGGGAAAAUUUCACCUGCAGUCAAACCAUAUAUCCUGGAAAUACUCAACAAUAUUAUCAACAGUGAAGGUGUGGCACUACUUGGGAUUAAAUGUGAUGCUCUUGGUUACAGGCUUCAUGAUAAGUUUCAUAACUUGUGUCCAAUCAAGACAAGUGCCAUUAUUUCAGUAACGCUAUUAUUUAAUCUGGCUGCAGAAAAAUCUAGCACACAAAUAAAAACUUAUAAGUUUCUUAAGGACAGUAGUCCUUAUGAGGCUGUAGAAAAAUUAAAGAACUAUAUAUCAAAAGCAUUCUACUGUCAAUAUGAAGGAUUGGAUAAGACAGUCAGUCUUCUUCUGUUACCAUUGUAUUGUACAACACUUGGAUCUGUCUUGGCUUCACGCAACAUCUGUCAGUAUAACACUGUAUCAGCCGAUGCCCUCAAACUCAUCUCACUUGGUCUGAGUACAGAUGUUGCUUCAAGUAAACUUAAACUAGCUUCAAUCUUAUACUGCGUUCAAGAAAUACAAAAAGCUGACCUAGUACUCAGUGAGAUUGAAAGAAGAUAUGAUCUACAAAUUGUUGAGCCUGUCUGUUGUUGUCAUCGAUUUGAGAGAAAAUAUUUUAAACAAGGAUUUUGCCAAUUAUAUGACAAUUAUAAUGAAGAAGUCUUACAGUAUACAACAGCAUCAUGUGUUAGAUUUCUGCCAUGUGAAAUUCACUGUGUACCAACUGAACUCAGAUAUGAAAUUUUUAGAUCUACACAAGAGGACAGAAUGUUUCGUACAGAAGAUGAUGAAUGGAUGGAUUGUGCUGUGGUGGAUUCCCUCCCUUACCUCUACUUUCUACAAUACAAAGUUAACAGCCAUUUAGGAAGCCAUGAUAAGAAACAAGCCACACUCUUCAAACUUAUAAGAACCAUAAAAAAAGAACCAAACCUUGGACAUCGGGAAACAGCUCUAAAUAUUCUUGGAAAGUGCAUGGAACAAGAAGGUAGAGCUGGAGAUGCUUUACAGUGUUAUUUUAUGUCACUUAAUGUAAGGAGGAGAAACAAUGCUGCAAAGAUUCAUAUGAGAAUACUCCUAUCUGUACUGAUAAAUGCAAGGACAUAA
Molecule: messenger RNA, 1782 nt
Organism: Ruditapes philippinarum (Manila clam)
Lineage: Eukaryota; Metazoa; Mollusca; Bivalvia; Venerida; Veneridae
Exons: 1
Coding region: 1-1782 (593 amino acids)
Source: RefSeq, a predicted model, not a curated record